This is a messenger RNA of Amphiprion ocellaris (clown anemonefish), 4347 nucleotides long. It is a transcript of the gene uba1, whose product is annotated as ubiquitin-like modifier activating enzyme 1. Bases 227 to 3400 code for a protein of 1057 amino acids. Gene Ontology annotation, molecular function: SUMO activating enzyme activity. The transcript is spliced from 26 exons. Gene Ontology annotation, cellular component: SUMO activating enzyme complex; cytoplasm. Gene Ontology annotation, biological process: protein sumoylation. The record is from RefSeq and is a predicted model, not a curated record. NCBI's taxonomy places the organism in Eukaryota, Metazoa, Chordata, Actinopteri, Pomacentridae.
UUUUGUUCCCGUCUGCAGUCGCAAAGCCAGCAACGCAAUUACAUAGAGGAGACUCUCGGCACAACGACAUAGUGACUCGACAAUAUAGUGCAGACCAUCCUAAUCCCGCACCGCGUUUCUUUUCUCGGUACAAAUCGUCGAAUUUACAAUCGUUCUUACUACUGACAUCUACACGCUGCGGGAGAGGAGCGGGUUCGCAUUGGGAAGGGACCGAGAAGGAUUAUUGAUGUCCAGCUCGCCGCUGUCCAAGAAGCGUCGCUUGUCAGGAACAGAGACGAAGACGGGAUCCCACUGCUCCUCCUCUAACUCUGUCAGAACUGAUCUGUCCCACACACCUGCCAACGGCAUGGCUAAGAAUGGCAAUGAUGCUGAGAUUGAUGAAGGCCUGUACUCCAGACAGCUUUACGUGUUGGGCCAUGAUGCUAUGAAGCGCAUGCAAAACUCCAAUGUCCUCAUCUCUGGUAUGAGAGGUCUCGGUGUCGAGAUUGCCAAGAACGUCAUCCUGGGAGGAGUUAGAAGUGUCACCGUGCACGAUCAAGGAGUUGCAGAAUGGAGAGACCUCUCUUCUCAGUUUUACCUAAGAGAGGAGGACCUGGGGAAGAACAGGGCAGAGGUGAGUCAGCCCCGUUUGGCUGAACUCAACAACUACGUUCCUGUGACUGCCUACACUGGAGCACUCAAUGAAGACUACCUGACCAAGUUCCAGGUGGUAGUCCUGACUAACUCAACUCUGGAUGAGCAGCAGCAAGUGGGGGAACUCUGCCACGGCAAAGGAAUCAAGCUGAUUAUUGCAGACACACGUGGUCUGUUUGGCCAGCUUUUCUGUGACUUUGGGGAGGAGAUGAUAGUCUAUGACACCAAUGGAGAGCAGCCACUGAGUGCCAUGAUUUCCAUGAUCACCAAGGACAAGCAAGGCGUUGUGACGUGUCUGGAUGAAGCUCGCCAUGGCUUUGAGAGUGGAGACUAUGUUACCUUCACAGAGAUUCAGGGUAUGACGGAGCUCAAUGGCUGCCAGCCAGUGGAAAUUAAAGUUCUGGGUCCAUACACCUUCAGCAUCUGUGAUACAGCUGGCUUUACAGAUUAUGUAAGAGGAGGAAUUGUCUCCCAGGUUAAGAUGCCCAAGAAGAUCAGUUUUAAAUCUCUGUCCUCCUCUAUGGCUGAGCCAGAGUUCUUGAUGACGGACUUUGCCAAGUUUGAUCGUCCAGGACAGCUGCACGUGGGCUUCCAGGCUAUUCAUGCCUUCCAGAAGAAACACAACAACCUUCCUGCUCCUUGGUGUCAGACUGAUGGCGAUGAGCUAUUGACAUUGGCCAAGGAGGUGAACUCUGCCCAGACAGGAUCAGCCAAAGUGGAGCAGCUGGAUGAAGCUCUUAUGAAAAAAUUGUCAUAUGUUGCUGCUGGUGAUCUGGCCCCAGUCAAUGCCUUCAUUGGGGGUCUGGCUGCACAGGAAGUGAUGAAGGCAUGCACAGGAAAGUUUAUGCCUAUAAUGCAGUGGCUGUACUUCGAUGCCCUGGAAUGCCUGGCUGAAGAGGAAGGAGUCACACUCACAAAGGAAGAGUGUGCCCCUAGGAACUGUCGAUAUGAUGGGCAGAUUGCAGUGUUUGGCACCAAGCUGCAGGAUAUGCUUGCCAAACAGCGCUACUUCCUGGUUGGAGCCGGUGCCAUUGGCUGUGAGCUGUUGAAAAACUUUGCCAUGAUUGGACUGGCCAGUGGGGAGGGUGAGGUCAUUGUGACAGACAUGGACACCAUAGAGAAAUCCAAUCUCAACAGACAGUUCCUCUUCAGACCCUCAGAUGUUACGAAAAUGAAGAGUGACACAGCUGCUGCUGCAGUGAAGCAGAUGAACCCCUCUAUUAGGAUCACAGGUCACCAGAACAGAGUGGGCCCAGACACAGAGAGGAUCUAUGAUGAUGACUUCUUUGAAAGCCUUGACGGAGUUGCUAAUGCACUGGACAAUGUUGAUGCACGUAUGUAUAUGGAUCGGAGGUGUGUGUACUACCGUAAACCCUUACUGGAAUCGGGUACUUUGGGUACCAAAGGCAACGUGCAGGUCGUGAUCCCCUUCCUGACAGAGUCUUACAGCUCCAGUCAAGACCCACCUGAGAAGUCCAUCCCCAUCUGUACCCUCAAGAACUUCCCAAAUGCCAUUGAACACACACUGCAGUGGGCCCGUGAUGAGUUUGAGGGGCUGUUCAAGCAGCCACCAGAGAAUGCUAUGCAGUACCUCACAGAUCCCAAGUUCAUGGAGCGUACGCUGAAGCUUCCAGGAGCUCAGCCUAUGGAGGUGCUGGAGGCUGUUUACAAGAGUCUUAUCACAGAUUGCCCUCACAGCUGGGCUGACUGCGUCGCCUGGGCUCGCAACCACUGGCAGUGCCAAUACAGCAACAACAUCCGUCAGCUACUGCACAACUUCCCCCCAGAUCAGCUCACCAGCUCUGGUGCCCCCUUCUGGUCUGGUCCAAAGAGGUGUCCUCACCCCUUAGAAUUCAGCACUAGCAAUGAGUUGCAUAUGGACUAUAUUAUGGCAGCAGCCAACCUGUUUGCCCAGACAUACAGCCUGCCAUGCAGCACUGAUCGUGCAGCCGUGGUUAAGAUCUUGCAGGAGGUCAAAGUGCCAGUCUUUACCCCUCGUUCAGGGGUUAAAAUCCACGUAUCUGAUCAGGAGCUGCAAAAUAGCAAUUCCUCUGUUGAUGACUCCAGACUGGAAGAGCUGAAGACCCGGUUGCCUUCCUCAGAGUCUUUCCAGUUCAAACUCAACCCCAUUGACUUUGAAAAGGAUGACGACACCAACUUUCACAUGGACUUCAUCGUGGCAGCCUCCAACCUGAGAGCAGAGAACUAUGACAUUCCUCCUACAGACAGACACAAGAGCAAACUGAUAGCUGGCAAGAUUAUUCCAGCCAUCGCCACUACCACGGCUGCAGUGGUGGGCCUGGUGUGCUUGGAGCUCAUCAAGAUUGUCCAAGGACACAAGAAGCUGGAGUCAUACAAAAAUGGCUUCAUGAACCUGGCCCUGCCUUUCUUUGCCUUCUCUGAGCCCAUCGCUGCCCCAAGACACAAGUACUAUGAAAUCGAUUGGUCACUGUGGGAUCGCUUUGAGGUCACAGGGCUGCAGGCCAGUGGGGAAGAGAUGACACUCCGACAGUUCCUGGACUACUUUAAAAAUGAGCAUAAGUUGGAGAUCACCAUGCUUUCUCAGGGAGUGUCCAUGCUCUAUUCAUUUUUCAUGCCUGCUGCCAAACUUAAAGAGAGGCUGGAGCUGCCGAUGACGGAGAUUGUGACUAAGGUGUCCAAAAAGAAGCUGGGCAAACACGUGAAAGCCCUGGUGUUCGAGCUAUGCUGUAACGACCUUUCAGAUGAAGACGUGGAAGUGCCCUAUGUCCGAUACACCAUUCGCUGAGCUGCAUACUGAGCCCACCCACGGGAGGGUGGGAGUUGCAGGGGGCGGUGGUGUUCUAAGUGGGGAGGGGGGGGACCAAGGUGGGGAUUUUGGGGUGGGGGGGGGGGUUGGUUGAUCUAGGUCAGCUCUGUUGGAUCAAUCAGUUUCUUUUUUUAGGCCUGUGGUUUGUGUAAACCUGUGCCUGAGUGUACAUAGCCCCAGUAAGCUGACUAAAGGAUACCUGUAUGUGUGUUAGGGAUCCAGUUGGUGCUUGGCUGUGGGAACAGGGGUGUCAUCGGAGGAAGGGAGCACGUAUACUGGACAUCCUGGUGUUUCUCAGUAGCAGAACCUCUCCACUCGAUUAAAUAAGCCUUAGCGGUUUCUUGGUACUUCAUAGUGUCCUUCUCAAACAUCCUCACAGUCUCUCUUUAACAGUACAGGAAGCAUCGUUUAAUCCAGCCCAUUGUUUGCCCUACACAGUACUUGCUCUCUUCCCUCUUCCCACCCCUGUCUCGUAGACCUGGUUCCACAUUACUGUUCUUUUUUUCUUUUUAUUUUGUCCAAACAUGCACCUCAUUAAAUAAAAGAUGGCCACCCCAUAAGAUACCGAUAAAGCCCAAGUCAACAGCCUUUUCUGACUGGAAAUCAUGUCAGAAGAAUGCCCUUCCCAGUUUGAGGCACCAGUACACCCCCAUCACAGCACUCUGGCUUCGGAGGGGCUCUUGCACAUGACAUCGGUUUUGUCUUUAUUCUCUUUAUAUUUCAUGUGUUGUUUUCUAUUUUUUUUUUUUUUUUUUGGGGGGGGGGUCAGACAAAGUUUUGGGACACACACCUGGUAGAUCAUAAACUGUCUUUCUACUUUGUUAACUCCAAAUGACAUAACAGUGUAAGAGCAAGGCAAUGAAAUGUAUCUUGAAAUGGGAGCACUUAGUGUGAUAGUGAAUAAACAUGUAAAAACAUGCUUAAAA